AUGCUGAAUCGUAAUUAUCUAUUGAUUGUACCAUUAUUGAUUCUGGUCAUAGCAGCUACCGUUGAACUUCGACCACCAAGAGAUUAUGGAAAUCCAAUGCCAGUAGAAAAAACUACAACACCAAAACCACAACGUAAUCGUGAUCGUGAUCGUCACAACAAUAACAACCGAGAUCGCGAUAGUGAUCGUUACAACAACAAUAAAAACCGUGAUCGAGAUAGUGAUCGUUACAACAGCAGCGGAAAUAAUAACCGAGAUCGCGAUAGUGAUCGCUAUAACAAUAAUAAUAACCGUGAUCGUGAUAGUGAUCGUUACAACAACAGUGGAAAUAAUAAUCGCGAUCGUUACAGUAACAAUAAUAACCGCGAUCGAGAUAGUGAUCGUUACAACAGCAGCAGUAAUAAUAACCGCAAUCGAGAUAGUGAUCAACGUGAACAAAGACGUGAAGAACGUCGCCAAGAACGUCAAGAACGACGACGAAAUAAUUAA
Molecule: messenger RNA, 489 nt
Organism: Dermatophagoides pteronyssinus (European house dust mite)
Lineage: Eukaryota; Metazoa; Arthropoda; Arachnida; Sarcoptiformes; Pyroglyphidae
Source: RefSeq, a predicted model, not a curated record